GAGAAUUGAAGCUAUUGUAGCUUUAUUCCCAAUUUGUAUUAUUACUCAACUGUAAUUGCAGUAUUAUAUUAAACCUUCCGGCUUUGUAUAUUCCAAUUUAAUUCUGAUAUAGUUGUUAAAACCAUGUCGGAAGGAUUCGGAUAUCUGCCGGACCUGCUGCAACUGAGUCAGCAGCAAGUUAAACGAUCUCUUCGAAGAAAACCACCACCACCAUUGCCAGAUAAAGUCCCCAUAGAGCCCACAUGGCCAAUGCAUAGUGAAGUACCCACUUCACGUUUAGCCCCACAAAUCCCACCAAGACCGUCUACUAAAGUUGAUACUUCAUUGACUCUGACUUCAAGACCUUUAAAUGGACCACGAGAUUGGCAUUCAGUACCCGACAUUUUGGCAGAUGUCUCUUUUGUAGAUGACUCGUUCAAUGGGUCAUUUAUAUCCAUGGAGAGCCCAAAGCCUAUGGGUCCCAAGACACUCCCUGAAUAUGAAUACUCGGAUACAACAAUUGGACUGGGUCAAGUACUAGAUAAUCGACGUCCACCGCAUCAAGAUAUUCUCCCAUAUCCAAUUGAUGACUUGGGACUGGUAUUACCAGAUGAAUUGACUAACGGUGGUUACUAUGAAGAUGAGAUCUAUCAACCACAAUUCCAACAACAAAAUUUGAGUCCAAAUAAUACGUCCCAAAUAAUACAUCAAUCUAUGCAUACCCCCACAAGGAAGAUCCCUCCACUCAUUCAAACUUCUUCGCUUAGUAUCCCAGCAGGGUCAACUUCUGCUCCUAUUCUCCCACCCAGAACACAGUAUCAAAGUUGGCCCGGUGCGACUAUUGAAGAUAAUUCUCUGAUAUUUAAUCCUAGUCCGUCUCCUGUUGUUGCCGCUCGAUACCAACAGGGUACUAGUCCAACAAGUCCAAAUCGUCUUAGACAAACUUCUCCUAAUAGAACUCGGAUAAUGGGAACCAGUCCAACAUCUCCUAGAAGAAAAGGAGAUGGGUUUGGAAGUAAUUCCAGUAGUCGAUCCCCUUCCCCUAGAAAACGAUAUUAUGACAAAUCACCAUCUCCCAAAUACAAUGGAUUUAAUGAUGGUUCUUAUUACGAGGACCAAGAUGAUUCUUAUGAAUACGAUGACGCACUGUUUGAAUACCCACAGGGCCAAGGACUUUGGAAUGAGACUUCGAGAAAUUGGGACUUUGAUGAUGAGUACAAAUUUUACGAUGAUGAAGUUGAAACAGAUGCUCAAACUAGUCCAUCUUCAACUUUUUUCGAUUAUUCUGCACUUCCUGAAAUUCCAAAUUCAAUGACGACCAUAGAAUCUGCAUCUUCAUCUCCUAAACGUAUGACCCUUACGUCUGCGAUGUCUUUUGUCAAGAAGCCAGGCAAUCUCAAUUCCCCAUCGUUGACUUCUCUCAAUAGAAAACGUUUGGAGUCAGACUUACCUCCUAUUCCAUUAGAUCUACCACAAUUACCAUUUUCGUCAUCGUCACUCGUGUCUCAACAUUUUUCUGCGUGUGAGCGUGUAUGGUCAAUGAGUAACAUUUUUCAAUGGUGUUUAAAGUUGAAAACAUGGCUUCAUGAUCUGUUUAUUUCAAAGAGAGAGUUCAAGAAGGCAUUGAUCAAAUUAUUGGUAUUUCAUCGUAGUGAUAUCCCAUUGGAUAUCAUUGGACAAAAUGUGGAUCAUAUUAUUGAGGCAUUGGUUCAAGCUGGGGGUAUUCAAUAUAUGAAUGAUGAAGUACACAAUUCAAAUACAAACAAGAAGGAGCGUGGAAUUCAAUUGGUUGAGAAUGCCUAUGUAAAUGGGGUAUUGCCUGAAUUGCUUGGAUGUUAUUGUAACGAUCGAGAUCAUAGAUCAACGUCUAGUUCUGAUGUUAAACUUAGAUGCUAUUCUUCACAAUGUUAUAUGAAUAAAAUCAUUGAACAUCAAAUUAUGUUGAAGAACACAAAUAUUCACGAUAUUAUCCUUGGUGAAGACUGGUCUUCCCAUUGGAAAUUAACAGCUGAAGAUUUACGAAGAUACGAUAAAAGUGUCUCUAAAAGACAAUCACUCAUCUACGAUUUACUUAAAUACGAACAAACAUUUAUUCAAAGAGGUGAAUGUUUUGUUAAAAUUGUUGGGCCUGAUUUCAUUCGUGCCUCGACAAUUCUUCUUGGGGCAAAUAGUAUAACUCUGAUAAAUUCAUUUGAAGAUGAUAUACUUAAACCAGGUGCAGAGCUUGUAAAAAUUCACCAAGAGACUUUAAUGGAACCCCUUUUGAGAAUUUUAUUAUCUGAUGGGAAGUUCAUUCAAAAAAUAGUUGAAAUUGCCGACUUAUACUAUCAAUGGUCAGAAGUAGUCAAAAUAUCGUUGCUCAAGUACAUUAGUACUGUUCCAAUGAUUGAAGAUCUUUUCAAGAAUCCUAAGAUUAAAAAAUGGGUUGAUAAUGUCCGUAACACUCCACGAGUCAAGGAAUUGAAGGUUAAUGGACCUUUACUUUUCAUGAGUACUUUCAACUCAAGAUAUCAACAACUUCCAUUACAACUUGGUGAUAUCCGAUCUCUGUACGACCCAGAAGAUCAAGAAUAUAUUUCUCUUACACGAGCUAUAGAGGCAUUGAAGAAACUUGGAUCAAAAGUCAAUGAAAUGAAACAUCAUUCUGAUAACAUUUUUGAAUUGAAACGAAUUAGUAAACAGUUACUUUGGAAGAACAAUGUCAAUACUGCUGAUGUCAAUUUAGGAUCAGAAAAUAGACGCUUUUUCUAUCGUGGUGAUGUUACUAGAAAGGGAGAUUUGAAAAUUAAUUCAAUCAAUAAUCAUCUUAUUUUAUUGGAUAAUUUCUUAUUUAUUACAGAAAGAGUUAAGAAUCUGAAAAAUCAACUAAGUUAUAGAGUAGUUGAAAAUCCUAUCCCAGUGGAAAUGCUUCUUGUUGAAAUUAAGGAAACCCCAAAUUCUCAACUAGGAAAUACUAGUUCGACAACACUUGAUCCAUUGGGACUGGCUGGUAAUGCCAAGGGUUCAGAUGAUGAUGAGGAAUCGACUUUUCUGUUUAAGGUGCGAUACGCUGGACGUGGUAAACAUAAUGCUUAUGUAUUCACAACUAAAUCUGAUCGAGAACGUCGAACUUGGAUAGGUGCAUUUAUCAAAGCAAGAAGUAAUUUAUGUGAGAGGUUAAGUAAGACUGAGGCAUAUUCAGUUCAGCCUAUUGGUAGUAGUUGCUUUGCGUAUGAAUCAAAUAACCGAGUUUUAAAAUUACAAGUGUGUGCACCAAAUGAUCCCAUUGAACCAGCAGCUACUGAAUCACAUAAUAAAAUGCAAAAAAUGGGGUGUAAUGACAUUUAUGCAUUUGGUAAUGCUAAAUAUCAUCUUGUUUUUGGGAAGAUUCAGAGUUUGGAAUUAUUUGAAUACAAAGGUACCAAGUUUUAUUUGGCAGGUCUUGAUACAGGUAUUUACUGUUCUGACUUGAAAAAUGGAUGGAAAAAGAUUUUACAUGGACCUGAUAUUUCAAAGAUAGCAGUUGAUCCUAGUAUUAACAUUGCUGUUGUUUUAGGAAAUAAAAGUCUUCGAUAUUAUCUCUUGGAUCUGCUCAUUGGAGUAUAUCUUGAUAAGCGAGAAAAAAUUACUGGAGUGUCACUUUCUAAUGAACCAAUUUCAUUUUUUGCUCUUGGAAGACAUAGAGAAAUAACAAUGCUUUUCUAUGCAAAGAAGAAAAGUAAUUCUGCAACUACAAACUUUAAAGUAUUAAUUCCAGAAACUGAUAAUGAUGGGGUUUUCAGUGCUUUUAAAGUUGCAAAAAAAUUCUAUGUUCAAGCAGAUUGUUAUGGAAUAUCUGUAUUUAACUCAUCGUUUGCAGUAUUCACCAAUAAAGGAUUUGAAAUUUUGGAAUUGGAUAAGCUUUUACCAAGAUCUAUUCCUGAAGUGCCAGUAGUUGAUGCUUCACUGAAAAAAAUUGAUGGAUAUGGUAGAAAAUCUACAUCAUCGAAUCUGAAUGGUUUAACACAUCAUCCAGGCAUUGACAUUAUCCGGAAAUACAUUCAAACAGGGACGGUUCGUCCAAUGGGAAUGUUUAAAUUGUCUAAUAAUACUGAAUUUCUACUUGUGUAUAAUGAUUGUGCUGUGUUUACAAAUAAGCAUGGAAAAUUAUCAAGAUACCUGAUGCUUCGAUUUGAUUUCAGAGCCAAGAAAAUUGCAUUUCUCAAUAAUAAUCUUUUGGUGGCAUGCGAUGAAAUUUUAGAAAUUUGGUCUAUUAGUGAUUUUGUAAAUGGAUCUAACAAACUUAUUCAAGUUAUUACUGGGAAAGAUUUAUCUAUUGUUAGUGAUGGAGAUGAAGUUUGUGUUGCAUUAGCAAAUCCAAAGGUUCCUGGACUUCAGCUUUUGUUACAACUUGUACCAAAAUCAUCAGGAAUUUACUAAUACAAUACGUUAUAGGGACACAAAAAUAAAUCUAUAUUAAUAAAG
This is a messenger RNA of [Candida] anglica, 4422 nucleotides long. The record is from the annotation of a GenBank genome assembly. NCBI's taxonomy places the organism in Eukaryota, Fungi, Ascomycota, Pichiomycetes, Serinales, Debaryomycetaceae.